UCUGGCUUCUUGCUGCAGUCAGAACUCAUCAUGGAGACCCUGGGGUUGAAGAGGGUCCAGUUCCUCCUGGUAGUAUGCUGUUUUUUUGUAAGCCUGGAAGCCCCUGCAGAGGCCAAGGAUACUCUCUGCUACAAAAGCUUUGAUGAAAUCUCAGGGACCUGCAGGAACCUGUUGGGAGAUAAAAUCCCCAAGGAAGACUGCUGCCUAAACCAUCAGUAUGGUUUCAAGCUGAACCAAGAUGGGCCCUGCCUGGCCUGCCACGAUGCUAAUUGGAACGAAUGGACCCCAUGGAGUUCAUGCUCCGUGUCCUGCAUGGAAGGUGUCCAGCGGCGCAGUCGGACCUGUCAUGGCCAACAUCCAGGCACAUGUCCGAGUGGGUCACGUGAGUGGGAAAUGAAAUCCUGCAUUGAGAGACAGUGUUGCCCUGUGAUGGGUGGCUGGUCAGAAUGGAGCGCCUGGAAACCUUGCUCAGUGACCUGUCUGACUGGGAUCCAGUUAAGGGACCGAAGUUGCACCAAUCCAGCCCCCUCCUGUGGAGGCACCUGCCCAGGAAACAGCAAAGAAAAUAUGCCCUGUGAUACCAGGCAGAUUUGCCCAACCAAUGGAAACUGGGGCAGCUGGGGACCUUGGCAGGACUGCUCCAAGACAUGCAGCAUAGAAGGCUCAGCUGCAAAGCCUCAGCAGCAACGAUCCCGUCUGUGUAACAACCCCCCACCUUCCCUCCAUCCUCCGGGCAAGCCAUGUCCAGGAGGUGGCCAGGAAUCCCGAAGCUGCCCAGGACUGCCCUACUGUCCACAGGAUGGCAACUGGGGCGUGUGGAAGCCACUUCGUCCCUGCAGUGUGACCUGUGGUGUUGGCCAAACCCUGCAGAAGCGCCUGUGUGAUAACCCUGCACCAAAACAUGGAGGGAAGGACUGCCCUGGGGAGAGCGAGCUUAAUCAAUCCUGCACCGUCAGGGUGUCCUGCCCAGUGGAUGGUCAUUGGAGUGAAUGGACUACUUGGAAAGACUGUAGCCGUCUGGUCACAGAUUACAACAUUAAGUGUCAGGAGAUCACUGGCACUCAGUUAAGAUCUAGGAGCUGCAUUGGACGGUACCAUGAGGGCAGGCGCUGUUCAGGACUGCAGAGGGAAACCAGAACCUGCUACAAUAUUGAAGGCUGCUUUAUCAAAGGAACCUGGACAGAUUGGAGUUCUUGGGGUCUCUGCGAACCAGCUUGUGGGCCUGAACCUAAAAGAUCUCGUAAGAGAGUCUGUGGACCCAUCUACCCGGAUUAUCCAAUGGUAGUGGAAGCAGAGAAUGGGAGGACAGACAAUGUAACCUUUUGGGGAAAACCAAAGGUCAGAUGUGAGUCUCUGGAAGGACAGUUCCAGGAAGUGGUGGAAAAACUGCCGUGCCAAAAUGUGCCACCUUGUGAAGGCUGAUUUUGCAAAACCAGAUGCUAUAAAUUGCUGCGUUGAAAAGUUCCUGUGAACUAGAAUAUACAAAGCCAUGAGAAAUGCUGACUUCUGCUUCCUGUGAUCUUUGCACCACGCUAUCAUCUGCUUCCUUUUUUUUAAAAUGAUCAUGGAGAGUUGGGAAUAAUCAGUGUAAUAAAUUAUGUUGGAUUUUUGUCUCUCUUCUACAUAAAAUAAUUGGGAAAAUAAUGCACAUGUUCUUUGUUAUGUUCCUGUUUUUCAAAUAAUAUAAGGCAUACAUACCUGAUUUUAAAUAUUUUUUUAGCAUUGUAUCUAUUUUUGCAGUUUAAAGGGUAUAGUACAGUAUGUGUUAAGCCAAUGAAUUCCUCAUUAAAGAGUUCCACAAGA
This is a messenger RNA of Candoia aspera, 1803 nucleotides long. It is a transcript of the gene CFP, whose product is annotated as complement factor properdin. The record is from RefSeq and is a predicted model, not a curated record. Lineage: Eukaryota; Metazoa; Chordata; Lepidosauria; Squamata; Candoiidae. The transcript is spliced from 10 exons. The coding region runs from base 31 to 1422 and encodes 463 amino acids.